AUGGCGAACUGUGGUUUUGAGGAGUUGGCCCAAUGGACUAUGAUUAAACCGAGCUGUUCGAAGCAUACAAAUGCAGUUAUGGGCAUUAUUGAAAGUAGAGUCCUUGCUGAGGCUGCUGCAUGGAUUAUACUUGGGAUAUUCUCGCUCAUCAGACUUCAAGCUGAUUACCUUCUUGUUGUUGGAGUUUGCUUGAGCCUCAGCAUCGCAAAUAUUAUUGGGUUCACCAAAUGCAACAAAGAUGCCAAGAAGAACAUCCAGGAUUGGACAACGAAUGCCCUUCUAUCAGGGAGCGUCAGGUCGCAUCUGCAGUCAGCAUUUGGUGUCUGA
Messenger RNA from Miscanthus lutarioriparius, 327 nucleotides. Lineage: Eukaryota; Viridiplantae; Streptophyta; Magnoliopsida; Poales; Poaceae. The record is from the annotation of a GenBank genome assembly.